Molecule: messenger RNA, 633 nt
Organism: Limanda limanda (common dab)
Lineage: Eukaryota; Metazoa; Chordata; Actinopteri; Pleuronectiformes; Pleuronectidae
Product: ADP-ribosylation factor-like protein 6
Exons: 9
Coding region: 1-633 (210 amino acids)
Biological process (GO): cilium assembly; protein localization to cilium; vesicle-mediated transport
Cellular component (GO): cytoplasm; axoneme
Molecular function (GO): GTPase activity; GTP binding
Source: RefSeq, a predicted model, not a curated record
AUGGGGCUGCUGGAUAAACUGUCAGGCUGGCUCGGCCUGAAGAAGAAAGAGGUCAACGUUUUGUGUUUGGGGCUCGACAACAGCGGCAAGACCACCAUCAUCAACCAACUGAAGCCGGCCAAUCGUGCGAAUCAUGUAGGCCCAUUGUCAGAGGAGUGGAAACAUGUUAGUCAGACCCAGGCACAAGAAAUAGUCCCAACAAUUGGCUUCAACAUUGAAAAGUUCAAGAGCUCAAGCCUGUCGUUCACAGUGUUCGAUAUGUCCGGGCAGAGCAGAUACAGAAACCUGUGGGAGCAUUACUACAAAGAGAGUCACGCCAUCAUCUUUGUCAUCGACAGCGGAGACAAACUGAGGAUGGUCGUUGCCAAAGAGGAGCUCGAUAUUUUUCUCAACCACGAGGAUAUCCGCAGCAAAAAGAUACCGGUAUUGUUCUUUGCUAACAAGACGGACCUGCGGGACGCCAUGUCUUCUGUCAAGGUCUCACAGAUGUUGUCGUUGGAGAACAUCCGAGACAAACCCUGGCACAUCUGUGCCAGCAAUGCUAUCAAGGGAGAGGGCCUGCAGGAAGGGCUGGACUGGCUGCACGAGCAAAUUGCACAAUCACAUCAAAACAAUGAACAAAUGAACGACUGA